CUCUUUCUUUUUUGUUCUUUUCUGUGCAGUACAUGCGUAAACUAAUAAUUAAUUUAAAAUGUUGGAGAUCCAAAACAAUCCACCUGUUAAACAUAAGUGAGUUGAUCAAAACCAACAACUCACAAUUUAGUGCAGAUUGACAGCUGACCUAACUCUGUCAGAAUAAUAUCUGAAGACUCCAUGGUCAAUGUGUUGUUUAACUGCAGAAAAAAAAAUGAAAACACAGAGAGAAGCUCACAACUGCUUGUUGCAAUGGCAAACUACUGACUUUUCUUAAUCUAUUUUUAAAUUUUAUGUGUUUUCAUAAAAACCUGUAUUUUCAAAUUACUUGUACAAUUUUAGACCUGCAUUUUAUUGCGUUGCCUUUUUUUCAAUAUUGAUGUUGUUCUUUUUUCGCUACUACUGAUAAUCUGAAGUCAGAUUGACUCGAACUAAUUUCUUAUUGGAAGCUCUCCUUUUCACCCACAAGAAUGUCAAGAAGGUGAUGACCAACCACAACAACAGCUACCUUUUCGUUUGUGCUCCACCUUUGUGCUCUCUGUAUAUCAUACUACAAUCACACUCUUUCUGGAGAAUCAAGUAUCACGACCAGGCUUAAGACAAGGUCUAAAUGAUCAUGGCAAAGGAACAAUACGAGAACAACAUGUCAAAGACUUAUGUUCUGAAGGUCAGCAUGCACUGCCAGUGCAAUGGUUGCAUCAAGAAGAUCAACGACGGGGUGAAAGAGAUCGCCCUUUCAGAAGGGGUGGAGAGGGCUGACCUGGUGGCGGAGACGGCAGAGGUGAUAGUGGUCGGGAGAAUGGACCCAGAGAAGCUCUGCUGCUUGCUGCAUGAACUAACGCAGAAGCAUGUGAAGAUAGAAACCAAAAGAGCCGUAUCUGAAGGAGAAACUGCAGCUUCUCGGGAAACCAAGAACCGCUUUGGCCAGGUUACUUCCGGCUUGUUCGAUUCGGACUUACCAGAGGAAAGCCCAGUAACACCUGUUAUGCCGAGUGCACCGCCGAUUCCCGAGGCAUGGAGGAGCCAAACCGUGCCUUCCCAGAGAUGCGCUUACCGUUGGUCGCUACCUUUGCCCGGCGCACUCGGCGUGUGGGCAGCGUCUGACAUCGAGGGGACAAUGGCGGUGUACGAGCUCUGAAGGCUUAUUCAACAGCACAGUCAGCAGAAGCAGGCUGCACUCUGUCGUCACCUUCGUUUUGUGCUAGCUGAUUUGUUGUCACGCAAGUAUUUUCUGCCAAGAGCUUUAACCUGCGUGUUCUUUGUUUCUACCCGUGGCUUAAUGACACGGGCAUGCUCUCUUUUGCUUCGUUGUUAAUCCGCGAUGCUUUGUACAAUCAUCAGCAUUGCUUGCAUCAAUGCGGGUUAGAUUGUCAUGUUGUGCAAUAGUAAAUAGGAAUCCAAGGGAGAAGUGUAGGAACCGGGCAUGGAAUCCCAUGUCUUACGUGUC
This is a messenger RNA of Triticum aestivum (bread wheat), 1447 nucleotides long. RefSeq lists its product as uncharacterized. The coding region runs from base 611 to 1138 and encodes 175 amino acids. The record is from RefSeq and is a predicted model, not a curated record. Gene Ontology annotation, molecular function: metal ion binding. The transcript has 4 exons. NCBI's taxonomy places the organism in Eukaryota, Viridiplantae, Streptophyta, Magnoliopsida, Poales, Poaceae.